AUGGAAAGACAGAAGGCAAAGCUUGCUAAGAAAAAGAUCUCCGAUGAUGUAAGAACAAGCGAAGGAGAUUCAGAUUCGAUCCCGCUUGAUCUCAUUCAAGAUAUACUCAAAGGAUUGCCUGUUAAAACCCUAGCAAGGUUCCUCUGUGUAUCGAAGCCCUGGGCAUCCAUCAUUCGCAAUCGAGAUUUUGUGAAAUCAUACUUGACCAAGUCGUCGUCUUCGACUCAUCCUCAAAGUCUCAUCUUCACAUUCAAGAGUAAGCGUCAAGGAGAAUAUUACUUCUUCUCAUCGAGUCAACCCCAAAAUGGAGAUGAAUCUUGUGUAGCAAGUUACCAUAUGAAAUGCCAUUCUCAACCGUACACAGCCAUUUCUCCAUCUGUCCACGGUUUGAUUUGCUAUGGACCUCCUUCUAAACUCAUGGUAUACAACCCUAGCACGAGACGAUCCAUUGCUUUACCUAAGAUAGAUUCUCAUAGGAUACGUAUGUACCACUUCUUGGGUUAUGAUCCUAUUGAUGGUGAUUACAAAAUGUUGUGUAUGAGUAGAGCAAUGCAUGUUCGUAGAGGGCGUGGUUUAGCUCAAAAGAUUCAAGUUUUAACAUUGGGAAAUGGUAAUUCGUGGAGGAUGAUUGAAAACUGUCCUCCUCACUCUCCUGAAUCUCCUCAUAUAUGUAUAGAUGGGGUUUUAUACUAUGGAGCUUAUUUUGACACCAGUACGCGCCUCCUUCGCAAAGAUCAUGCAGUCAUGAGAUUUGAUGUUCGGUCUGAAAAUUUUGAUCUUAUCAAAAUACCACCAGAGAGAGCAACAAAGUUUACAAAGAUGACAAGAUACAAUGGGAAGCUUGCUCUCAUGUUCUCUAUUGGAUUUUGUGAUUACUCUGGUUUAAUCGAAUUGUGGGUUUUAGUGGAUGCUGCAAAACAUGAAUGGUCCAGUAAGAUUUUUGCUUUGCCUCGUUUAGCUGGCUUGAAAACCAUGUUUCAAGUUUUUUGUGCCAUUGAUGAUGAUGCAGGAGAGUUUGUUUUGGCACCAGAAAAUUUGCGGGCACCACCAUUUUAUGUUUUGUAUUAUGAUCCCAAGAAAAAUAGCUUGAGAAAAGUCAACAUUGAAGGCAUCACAGAAAAUAAGCUUCAAUCUUGGGCUAAUGCUUCGGAUCGUCGUACAAUCUCUAUCUUUCCUGGUCAGGUUGAAAAUCUCAUGUUCUUCUGA
Molecule: messenger RNA, 1206 nt
Organism: Eutrema salsugineum
Lineage: Eukaryota; Viridiplantae; Streptophyta; Magnoliopsida; Brassicales; Brassicaceae
Product: F-box protein At2g21930
Exons: 1
Coding region: 1-1206 (401 amino acids)
Molecular function (GO): protein binding
Source: RefSeq, a predicted model, not a curated record